GCGGGGCGCGCGGUUGCCGUGGAGACCGCGGCCAUGGCGGCGCUUGGGCGGCUAUGCAGCAUCACCCGGAGCGUGGAGUGGGCCGUCUCGCCCGAGUCGUCUGUCACAGCCAGGACGCCAGUGCGCGUCGUUUCCUCCAUGUCCCUCGAGCUGCCCUUCUCGCCGGGGCAGGUUGCAGAGCUGCCGGGCAAGAACCCGUGGGAGCAGAUCUGCGAGGAAUAUGAAGCUGAGCUGCCCGCCUUUCCAGAAGGAUAUAAAGUCAAACAAGAAGCUGUGACUACUGUGGCACCAUUGGAGGAAAUGGCUUUCCAUGGCUUCAAUGCAGAACACAUUUAUUCGGUCCCUCGUUUAGCCAAGGUCUCAGAAGUACCCUGUUCUCAACCUAAACUGGAAGCAAUCAAUCCAAAAACUUCCCCACGUCUGUCUUCCAGACUGAAAGAAGCAGAAGGAAACUUCAAGGAAGAAGGGGCACCAGAAAUCAAGAAAGUAGAACUUUCUCGGAGAUCUAGGAAAAGAACCAGAUUCAUUGCCUGUGAUUUUCUGACUGAAUGGUUAUACAAUCAGAAUCCAAAGAAGAUAGGGGAGCCAUUCACAGAAUUCUUCUCCAUUCCAUUUGUGGAAGAGUGGCUGAAGGAUCACCCACGGCCGGCAAUCCCACUCUCCCUCCUGCUGACAGAAGAAGCAGCCGCGCUCUACAUCCAGUCCUUCUGGAGAGCAUAUCUGGUUCGCUGUGAUCCUGAGAUCCAAGGAUUGCGGCAAUGGCAGAAGAAACUGCGCGAGGACAAGUACAUCCGCCAGCGAGUCAACGCUUUCUGGGCCAAACAGGAACAAAAAGUGAAGUGCAAAAUGGAGGAUGAGGAAGAGGCUGCAGCAAAGAUUCCACAAACUUAACAGCUGUCGGUAUAUUUUCCCCUCAGUGCUCCACCCCCCGCUAGAGGAAAUGUUCACAUUAUGCUUUCUGUACUGUGAUUUCUUUAACGACUAGAUUUGGUGCAUUAGAAUACAGAAUCUUUCCCGCACAAGAUAGGAUUUGUUGCAAACGUGCUUUAGGGACAAACAGUUUAUCCUAAGAAAGUACUAGUUUUAACUUCCUGUAUUAUCCCCCAGUUUUAUUCUUUCAUCCACAUGUUUGUUCAGUGCUUCAGUACUCUUCUAUACCAACCACCGCUAAAAUGUACAAUGAACUCUGUCUAGUCCGAGAGAUGCUACCGUGUUCUACUUACCAAUUUCCCACUUCUGGCCGCCUUUGCAAAGACCCAAACCGCUGCAGUGGGUUUUAAAUUCAUCUGGUGAGUAGUCUUUUCAUAAAAAGACAUUACUGCCUGUGAUCAUUUCCCGAGGAGACUGACCCUUAACUUUGACUGCAAACCCAACAAGACACUUAAACCCAGACAAUGACAAAGAAUUUUUGCUGUCUAGGCCCCGAAGCAGAAUAGAAACCUCCUCAUUUUAUGACUUAUUACCCUCCAUUGUUCUGCAGUUUGCCGCUAACCAGGACUUCCCUGUUCAACAUGCUACAGCCUCUGGGCAGAUCUGAGAGCCAAGCAGUUGCACUGGGUUGUUUAGACAAGCUACCACACGUCUUAAGUAAAUAGUAAAGCCUUUAUUUUUGUGUUAAGAACAGCAUUUUGAAAAUAAAACCUAUCCGCCCAUGCUUUACAACAUUUUAAAUUUGUAAUAUUUAUGUACAGUCAUUUAUGGUACACAUUGAUUGUCUCGAAAUGUCUUUUAACGGUUUUUUUUUAAUAAGUAUGCAACAGUCAGCGAGGCGAGGAUAAAGGUACAUUAGAAAACACACAUUAAUACAUUUAAUAAAUAUAUAUUAUCUAUCAAA
This is a messenger RNA of Vicugna pacos (alpaca), 1834 nucleotides long. Lineage: Eukaryota; Metazoa; Chordata; Mammalia; Artiodactyla; Camelidae. The record is from RefSeq and is a predicted model, not a curated record.